AGUAUUUAAACACUUAUCAAGUUUUAUCAAAAUCAUUCUCUCAACUUUAUUUUUAAAACCUUUCCAACUUUACCUCUUCUAUAACAUUUUAUUUUAUUACCACAAUAUAUUUUACAAGGCAAGUUUAUUUAAAAAAAUAUUUCACAUAAUUUUUUUUCUUUUAGUGAAAGAUGCCAGCAAAAUCUUCAAAACGUUCAAAGAGGGUGAAUUUAAUGAAUCCAAAUUUGACAGAUGAGGAUAUUUCGAGAAUUUGUAAAGAGCAAUAUGGAAGUAUUCCGGGCACAGAUUUUGCAGUUAAAUUAACAGAGGCAGUUCUGGCUAUAAACAAAGGGAUUUACCCCGAGCUUAUCUCUGAGGGAUCUUCUGGCUCUUAUUUAGUUAAAAAUUUGGGAAGGGAGAAAAUUGCUGUUUUUAAACCGAAAGAUGAAGAGCCGUAUGGAGAAUUAAACCCAAAAUUCAUGAAGUGGAUACAGAGAAUGUGUUGUCCUUGUUGUUUUGGACGUUCUUGUCUCGUUCCAAAUCAAGUGGGAAUUUUAACAAAUCUUUUUAAAAUUUUGUCAUUUCAGGGCUAUUUAUGCGAAUCUGGUGCAUCUUUGGUUGAUCAAAAACUUUCUUUGAAUAUUGUUCCCAAAACAGCGGUUGUUUCUCUUUCAUCUCCAACAUUUAAUUAUACGCGUGUUGAUCGAGCUAUGGCGAGAACAAAAGAAAGGAUUAGUUAUCGUUUUGUAAGGCCCUCAAAAAAUAUUCGGCAUAUUGGAUUACCUCGAAAGCGUGGAAGUUUCCAACUUUUUGUGAAUGGUUACCAAGAAGGAAAUUAUUUAAUACGACAAUGGGAACUUUUUCCAGAGAAAUCACCUCCACCUUCUGUAAUGGCUGAAUUCCAAUUAGAAUUUGAAAAAAUGGUUAUUCUCGACUAUUUGAUUCGAAAUACUGACAGAGGAAAUAAUUGGUUAAUUAAAUAUACUCCUGGAAUGGAAGUGAAAAAUAAUCAAGAUUUAAUAGUAGAAUCUAGUUCUGAUUCUAAAUUAAUUGAACAUGAAGAAGAGAAUAAUAAUGUUUGUAUUAAAAUUGCUGCGAUAGACAACGGACUUGCUUUUCCUUUCAAACAUCCAGAUGAAUGUAGAGCUUAUCCUUUUCAUUGGGCCGAUCUUUUAAUUGCUCAACGUCCAUUUAGCGAAGAAAUUGUCAAUAAAAUAUUGCCUUUAUUGAAUAAUACAGAUUUUGUGAAAGAAUUAGGUAAUGAGCUUCGAAAAAUAUUUGAGUCAGACAAAGGUUUUAAAAAGAGAAUAUUUUCCAAACAAUUAUCUGUAAUUCGUGGUCAAAUGUUUAAUUUGCGAGAAGCUUUGCGUAAAAGAAAAUCGCCUGCUCAACUUGUUCAGAUGACUCCAGUUUGUAUGAUAGAAAUAGAAACAAAGAAGAAACGUAAAUUCCCAAAAUUUUCUAAAAAAGGCAAACAAGAAAAUGAAGAAAAACAAAUUCAAGUUGUUGAUGAUUCUCCAAAAGAUGUAGAUGAUGAAUUAGCUAAUCCAAAAUCUUGGAGGAAUAUAUUUAAACAAAAAAUACAGAAAAAGUCACCACUUUUUAAAAUGUGUUGA
This is a messenger RNA of Meloidogyne enterolobii, 1595 nucleotides long. Lineage: Eukaryota; Metazoa; Nematoda; Chromadorea; Rhabditida; Meloidogynidae. The record is from the annotation of a GenBank genome assembly.